AUGUAGAAAUUAGACGCUAACAAAGUGUAUAAUAUUAUUAGUCAUUCUACUGUAUCAAAUUAAGAGCUUAAAGAGGUUGUUAAUUUUUAUUAAGAUGAAUAAGAAAUGAAAUAUUCAAGCUUAGAACCUAAUGAUUUCACUAGUAGAGACAAUAAAGAAAAAGCUUUUGUAGAUGCUUGCUGCUGGAGCUUUUUGUAGGAAAUUCUUAAGGAAGAUGAUAUUCAACCAUUUAGUAGAGAAUAUCGCAAUUAAAUGUCACAGUUUAUAAAAUAGCAAAGCUUAAAGCCAGAUAUGGAUAUCGAAAUGGAUACUUCUCUUUUGAGUAGAUCAAAUACUUCAGCUGAUAAUUUACAAAAAAUUAACAAUCUUUGUCAUGAUAGAAUGGAAAAAUCUAUAUUUUAUUUUGAGUUUUAUUAGACAUGGUAUAAUAAAUCAGACAAAUAAAGAAUGUAGACACAAAGCUAUGACCACAAUAAAAUGCCUAACUUUUUAUUCUCUAAUUAAAUAAAUAAUAACGAAGUAAUUUCGCUGGAAAAAUCUAAGGGAAUGCUUGCUCCAAGGAGUUACUCAGAUUUAGAAAUCAUAUAAGAUUUGAUUUAUUAUGAUAAUCAUCUUUAAAGAUUUUCAAAAGUUAUUAAAUGGAUAUAAAGCAACUGUUUAACAUAAGAAGCGUUUGAUCCUUAGACAGUCAAUCACAAAAGAGACUAAAAUGAUAAAAUGUAAAUUGAAUUUUGGGCUAAUAAUAAACAUGAAAACGAAAAACUUACAACUGUAUUUACAUUGCUUAAGCAAGGCUAAAAAGAAAGUGCUUUCCGUUUUAUGAAAGAUCAAAAAAUGAACCUUCCUUUGGCAUUAAUUGAUUCAGUUUUUCCUUACCAUGAUUUCUUAUUGUCAGACUCAAACAACCCAAAUAAUUUAUAAACUUUUAUAAUUUAAAAUGAGCUCAAAAAUAAUUUCUUAGUUGAUAUUUUAAAUAACUUUACUUACUCUGAAGUUCUAAAAGACAGAAUCAGUCACUACAAAAAGAAUGGUUUUAACCCAGAAUUUAUUUUUGAUUAUCAAGUUGGAAAUUAAAAUUGGCUUCUUUCUUUGAGCUAAGCUUAGUUAUCAUCACAGGAGAAAAACACAAUAGGAGAAGUGCUUUAUUUUUCGUACUUGAGCUCUAAUAAAAAUUAAAUUCAAAAGAAUUUAAUGUCUAAAAAUCAAUGGUAUGAAUAUGUUUGGGCAACCUUAAAAUACUUAUAUGUUCACGAAGUCAUAAAAAGAUUCUUAGUUAUCAAAGGUUUACUAUACGAUAGCAUAGAACAAUAUUACCCAAAUUACGAAAAUAACUUUAUUGAUUUUUAUGAAUCUCCUCUUGAUAAUUACAGAAAACUAUUUCAUGGUUCAACACUCGAAGGUAACAUUUAUGAUGAAUUAGGAAAUAUUUUGGGUCAAUUAAAGGAAGAUAAAUACGAAACAUAAGUAUUAAUGAUUCUUGCUUAUUUAAACAGAGACUAAACCUUAGAUUAAUCUUUGUGGAUUAAUGUUUUCUCUCAUUUGCAAUAAACUUCCAAGCUUGCUUAUGAAAACAGAGAAAAAUCAAGUAACUCAUCAAUAAUCUGCGAAUUUAAUGCAAAAAUAUCAUUUUGUUUACUUAAAUCCAACUUUAUCGUAAGAAGCCAAAAUAUACUAGACACCUACGACUAUAUUAUAGAAUACUUCGUUAGAUUCCUGAUUCCUCUCGAUAACAGAUAAUAAGAAAUUAUUGCAUUCCUAAAGAAUCUAAAAGAUGAGAAUAUUGUAUUCGAAUUAAUGGCUAAAUAUAUUGCUUCUAAAAAAAGUGAAAUUGAGAGAAAGAAGAUUAAAUAAGAAUUAGUUGUGUUUGGAUACAGCGAUUAACAAAUAUAGGGAAUAUUAAAAGAAUUAGUUAAUAGUUAGUUCUCAGCUUAUAAUACUAAUGAUAGCAUGAAUAAUGUAUCUGAUUAAAGUAUCAUAGACGGCCUAAAAAUGUUUAUUGAAAGCUAUUAAAAUAAUAUUUAUCUUUGCAUGAGCCACUUUUUGAGUGCUGCAAAGACUUUUAUCCUAAAUGAUAAGCUCUAGGUUUAUUAAUAAAUGAGAGAAGAUAGAGAUAUAUCCAAUAUGGUUGAUAAAUAUCUGCAACUUACUAACUCUAGAGGAGAUCUAAUUAAAGAGUCUAGAGACUAUGAUCCUUUUUUAAAUUGGCUCUCAGCUUUUGAUGAACUAAUGAACUGCUAUAAGCUCUUAGGAGAUUUAGAUAAUAUAAAUAUGACCAAUAAACAUUUUAGAAAUUCUGAUUCUGUAAGAAACUCUGGCAAAAAGGCUAACAAUUAAAUGGCUAAUGAAAAUGAUUUCAAAUCCAGUUAAGUUAAGAAAGCUUAAGAAUUUAUUAUAACUUGUGAGAGCACCUUUUUUAAGUAUAAUCAGAAGGGUAGAUAUAGUUAUAUUUUUAUAGAUGGAAAUGUUAGAUUUGCACAACCAGAAUUAUUUGAAUAUAAUCAUAAUCCUGUUAUGAUUAGUGGUUUCCAAAAUAUUUCAAAGCAAUAUCUCUAUAAGUGCAUUAAUAAAUGUAUAAAUGUUGCAUAAACAUUUAAAAUAAGUGACGAAAUAAUUAGCUUUUUGUCUAAAUACUACUCACCCUCUUACAAUGCAUUCACUCUGUUUGAAUAUGACUACCAAGAGCUUAUAUUAAAAAAAUCUACUGCAUUAUUGACAUAGAAUACUAAGUUUAUGAGAACUGUACUAAAUUUAUGA
Molecule: messenger RNA, 2754 nt
Organism: Tetrahymena thermophila SB210
Lineage: Eukaryota; Ciliophora; Oligohymenophorea; Hymenostomatida; Tetrahymenidae
Exons: 7
Source: RefSeq, a predicted model, not a curated record